Messenger RNA from Daphnia carinata, 582 nucleotides. Its product is annotated as DBH-like monooxygenase protein 2 homolog. The coding region runs from base 10 to 528 and encodes 172 amino acids. NCBI's taxonomy places the organism in Eukaryota, Metazoa, Arthropoda, Branchiopoda, Diplostraca, Daphniidae. The record is from RefSeq and is a predicted model, not a curated record. Gene Ontology annotation, cellular component: secretory granule membrane. Gene Ontology annotation, biological process: dopamine catabolic process; norepinephrine biosynthetic process; octopamine biosynthetic process. Gene Ontology annotation, molecular function: dopamine beta-monooxygenase activity. The transcript has 4 exons.
ACAAUAAGAAUGAUGAAAGUACUGAUCGCCCUUAUUCCACUUCUGGCCGUUUGCACCGGACAGCUAAACAACUUGACCAACUCCCAGGAAUUAGACCCAGCAGGUAAUUUCCGCCUCAACUGGGAGGUCAUUUCCGGAACAGGAGACAUCGUCCUAGAGAUUCAAGCUAAAACCGCCGGAUGGGUAUCUUUGGAGAUUGUCACUGAUGACGGCAAAUACGCUGAUGUCAUCUUUGGAGGCUACAACGACGAAUUUAAUUUCGGCUAUGUUGAGGACUGGAGCCUUGAAUGGGCUGCACCUGCUCACUUGCUUCCUAUUCCUGAUGCCAGCAAAGAUAUCGUGUUGCAAAGCGCUUCUUACGUGGAUUCCACGACAACCCUCCGCGUGAAACGAUCACUUAACACCGGAGACUAUUAUGAUGUCCCCUUCCACAGUGGACAGAUGCCCAUGGGUUGGUCUUACAGCGCCACCGAUGAUUACAAUUCCGUUCACGCUGCGGCCGGCUUCGUCUACAUCACCUUUUAUUAAAAAUAGUAAAAAUGUUUAUGUUCCGCAUGAAAAAAAAAACACGCUGCUCUUAAA